CACACCCACACGGCAGAGCCAGGGAGGGAGGGGGAUCGGAAAACAGCCAAUGGGAAGCGAUGGAGAGCCCCCGUCAGCCAAUGGGAAGCGUCGAAGAGCCACCGGCAGCCAAUGGGAAGCAAUGUGUCCUGAUGUCAAUUAAACCACACUGAGAAGCUGCUGGAGAAGAGACAGACUGAACUGAAAUUGCGUCACUUGCGAAAGUUUUUUCCUACUUUAUGACUAAACCGACCCUACCGCGAAAUCUGCCAGUCGCUGAGAGCUGCCCUGUGAGCCUCUUGUUGCUGACAGAGUUGCUCCUUGGGAAGAGAAAUGAGAAAGUCGUGGUGAAAAGAGCGAUGGCUCAGGUUCAAGAUGGGGCUUGUCCUGGUCAGGAAGGUGCCUCUUCUAAGUUUGCAGGGAUUCAAGAUAUGGAGGGUGAACGCAACUGGAAUGGUGAGAAUGCAGAGGAGCCCCUGAGUCACCAGGAUGGAUCAGAAACAAGGAAGACCCUCAGAAAACAUCUGGGCAAUUGGUUCAGAUCCCGCCGAGUGCUGACUGUGCUCCUGGUGCUGUCUGUGCUCCUGAACGUGGUGGCCGUGGCUGUGCUGGCAGGAAAAAGUCAUGGAGAGAUUCCAGUUACACCUAAGGGUCCACAGUUUGUGGCUUGUCCUGAGGACUGGAUCGGGUACAACAGGGUCUGUUACUACCUCUCGAGGGAGGAGGGGACCUGGGAGCAGGCUCGGGAUCGGUGCUCCGAGCUCGGGGCCUCCCUGGCCGUGCUCAGUGACAAGGCAAUGGGCUUCCUCUUCCGCCUCAAUGGCAACCUGGAUUACUGGCUCGGGCUGCGGAGACGGGGCGAGAGGUUUCAGUGGGUGGAUGGCAGCAGCUACAACUCCUCGGUCCCUGUCCUCGGUGACUCAGAGUGUGUGUACCUGGGCCACCGGCGCUUCAGGAGCGGGGUCUGCUCGGCUCAGCGGCCUUACCUCUGCAACAGACCCCAGGAUCGCCUGCAAUAAAUGGUGGGAAGGGGACCCUCUCCAUCCUGAAGACUCAACAGCUUUGCAUCUUCUCCCAGCACACCUCAGCUCUCCACCUGCCUUGCAGUUAUUUAUCUGCAUCACCUCAGAGUUUGGUGCCACGGAUACCUCAGUGCAACCCCUCAGGGUCACCUCAGUGCCUGGGCUGAAGGAGAUGAGCCUGCAGGGAGGGGAGAUGAUGUGGAAGCCAAUGUGUGGCUGCCUGGACCGGGGGCUCUGGGUUUCUUUCUCCUCCUAGAACCAUCCCAGAACUCAUCCUGCUUCUCUAACAGUCCCUGAUUGUACCCUAACCCUGCAUACAGCUAAGAGUAUGAUGCUGCCCAUCAGGAGUGAAGCAGGAGAUCCCACCUUGGAUACAGGUCAGUGAUCCCCACCAGUGCUGCUGUUCUGUUCUUUCACCUUGUUCAGUUUUGCAAUAAAACCUUGUGAAAUCCA
Messenger RNA from Chiroxiphia lanceolata (lance-tailed manakin), 1454 nucleotides. RefSeq names its product early activation antigen CD69-like. Bases 219 to 998 code for a protein of 259 amino acids. The record is from RefSeq and is a predicted model, not a curated record. Lineage: Eukaryota; Metazoa; Chordata; Aves; Passeriformes; Pipridae. The transcript has 7 exons.